Messenger RNA from Parnassius mnemosyne (clouded apollo), 1999 nucleotides. The record is from the annotation of a GenBank genome assembly. Lineage: Eukaryota; Metazoa; Arthropoda; Insecta; Lepidoptera; Papilionidae.
AUUGUCAAUAACAAAGCGACGCACAAAGCACCAACGUCGGAUAAAUAAUAUCAAUAUAAGUGAUAAAUCUUAUAGAGAACUGAUAAGAUGAUUUAUCAAAUCGGUGUGUUGUUCGUGCUUGGGUGCUACCUCACAGUAACCACAGCACUGCCUCCAUGCGUCUGUAGUGCGACACACGACCAGAAGCCCGUAUGUGGCUCUGAUGGACAGACAUACAGUAGCGUGUGCAUGUUGAACUGCGCCCGAGCCAUAAACCCUCAUAUAACCAUGCAGGGUGAGGGCAGGUGCAAGAGGGAGGCGCCUAGCUGCUUCUGCACCUUCGAGAACAAUCCGGUGUGCGGUACAGAUGGGCAGACCUAUUCCAACGAAUGUGAGUUUAAUUGCAAGCAGGCAACCGAGCCAAGCCUUCGCGUCGAGUAUAAUGGCGAGUGCCGCGCCAAAAGACAAGUGAAAGUCGCAAGCCUCUCGCGCUGCACUUGUCCCAGGGUGACGAAAUAUGUGUGCGGGAACGAUGGAAACACCUACGAUAACGCGUGCCUCUUAAACUGCGCAUCGGAAGCCAACCCGAGCCUGUAUGUGCAACACGAUGGACCUUGCGAUGAUGUCGUCAAGGUCGUCAAUCACGCUGAAAACAAUCCCGCAUGCACGUGUACAAGGAAUUACACACCCGUGUGUGCUUCUAACGGCGUCACCUUCGGAAAUGAAUGCCUAAUGCGGUGCUCCGGCACGCAUCUGACUGUACAGGCUUACGGUCCUUGUUAGGCUAUUAAAUAAUUGACAUUGACUGUUUUUGAAUUGUAUUACAUAAUUAAAUAUUGAUUUAUAUAUUAUCAUUGACAUAAAAUUAAGAAGCGCAAAGCUAACAUAAAAAAAAACAAUAUUAUGGUGCUUGAAUCAAUAAGAUCAAUCAAUCAAUUAGAUAAUAAUAUAAAAAUAUCACUUUACUACAGAAAUUGUAUAUAUACUAGACUAUCAUCACAGUACAAUAAAUUUUUAUUUAACUUUGUUGUGGUUCAAGUUCAUUCUAUUUUUUGAUGUUCACAAUUCACCUAUACAUACCGUUCCGUACCGUGCCGUUGCAAUAUGUAUUUUGUGUACUUAUGUUUCAGAAAGUACUUAAGAUCAAUUAUUAAUAAUAAGUAAUGGCAAUGUUAAUUAAUAUCUAGUUUAUAAUAUUAUGUUAUAAAUUGUUUUGUUAAAUAUUUUAGGUGAUAAUUUUAUUUUAAAACCUUAAAAAAUAAAUAGUAAUAAUUUACAAACGGCUUUAUUUAUUUUUUAUUUUGUACAAUCAGCUGUUUCGCUUUAUCAAGACCAAUAUUCUGCGGUCAAUAUGAUCUGUAAUCGCUUUUAAAACUUUAGUUAAUAAAUGAGUUAAUGUUGUAAUUGCAGAAGUUGCUUUUCUAUAAGAGCUUUUUGCCUCUUUACUUGUGAUCACAGGUUAUUCCCUAAAUGAGUGAAUGUACAUAGGCAUUACAUGUUAUUCGAGGUUAGAAACUGUACACAUCCUUAAAUUGCUGGAUCCCACGAUGUGUGUUUAUUUAAAUAUCUAGUAUUGUCCAGAUAGAAUUUCUUAAAGCACCCAUUUUUAAGUUUCGAAUCGAGACAAAUUCUCAAAAAAUGCUACAAUUGUCGCCUUGAUGAUUCUUAAUUGCAUGUAUUAUUAUCCCAUGAAUUAUUUUUAAUCAUAACAACAUAAACCAUGUUUCUUUACUUGUGGAACUUUUGCAAACGAAUCUAGAAACUCGGUAGUGUGUCAGCCAAGUUCUACUAAGAAAAGGGCGAUGCCAUAGUUUUACAUUAAGAACGUUGUACAUUCCUAUAGCUAUGAUUUACGGAACUGUUACAGCACUUAGUAUGUGUUCAGAUAUCAAUUCUUUUAUCAGCGAAGCCGACAAUCCUGAACGUCGUUUAACCUUUUUAUGUUUUUGGUGUUACCUCUUCUACCGACGUCGAAUGGGCGGCUAGGCGAACUAUAAUUAAAAGAUAUGCUAUAUAUUGC